Messenger RNA from Musca domestica (house fly), 3093 nucleotides. RefSeq names its product facilitated trehalose transporter Tret1. Gene Ontology annotation, cellular component: membrane. The coding region runs from base 707 to 2134 and encodes 475 amino acids. The record is from RefSeq and is a predicted model, not a curated record. Lineage: Eukaryota; Metazoa; Arthropoda; Insecta; Diptera; Muscidae. The transcript has 9 exons. Gene Ontology annotation, biological process: carbohydrate transport; transmembrane transport. Gene Ontology annotation, molecular function: sugar transmembrane transporter activity.
UCUUCAUAUGUGUAGUUUGAUUCAAUAUAACUUUUGGCCAUUUUUAAAAUUUGUUUUUACAAAAUUCGCUUUGCCGUAAAAAAUCCCUCAUGUCUUUUCACAUUCUGUAUCCAAAACCACUGCCGCCGCGGGACAAUCAAUCACUGCCAAAUGAAAAUGGUUUUACUGCCACAGAAAUUGCAUCCUUGCGCAAUGGAUGGCGUCAUUUUAAACGUCGCUUUGGCUAUCAUUCUAAACAAAUAUUCAUGAAAUUUUAUCAAGAACAUGAACAAAUGUUGGAGAAAUUUCGCAAUCGAAUGGGCAAAUUCAAUAUGCAACAGCUGCAUCGACAUCCACAAGAACUAUUGCAAGUCUAUGGUAAUCUGAUAGAACAAGGACUGGAUAAUAUGACUUAUAUGCAUGUUUUAAUGACCGCAAUAAGUCAACGGCAUAGAAUGUUCGGUGUUACAGGUUAUGAAAUAAAGCUACAAACCGACCACAUAACUCUCUACAUACUUGCCUUAUUGGAGAAAAUAAUUUCGCCCACAUUUGUUUCGGGACUGGAAAAACUAAGACGCUUGAUAAACGCAUAUCAUUGUGAAGAUGCAUGCGACGAGCUGUUGGAAGAGAGCUCAAAUGAGGCAUUACAUAAUUAAGAAAAUAAAACUGUAAUUAAGAGUAAAAGACUGUCAGUCAAGAAGACAAUGACCCCAGCUCACGGAAUCCUAUGCUGUAUGACCCCCUGCAAGAUGGGGUGGUCAAGACAUCAAAGAAAAUGCAGUAUUUUGCAGCCAUGGUUGUGUGUUUGGGCGCCGUUUCGGCAGGUACUGCACUAGCUUGGACAUCCCCCGUACUGCCACAGAUUAGUGAGGAUCCAAAUGCUAAUACCACUGCAAACAAUGCUACCGCUGAUGGCUCGUCGUCGUCACAGCUGCAAUUGACACUAAGUCAGCAGACCUGGGUUAGUUCCUUAUUGGCUAUUGGUGCGUUUCUGGGAGCUUUACCCACAGGUUAUAUUGCUGACUACAUUGGACGUCGUUACACCGCAUUGGUAAUGGAUAUCCCAUUUAUUGUGGCCUGGACGGCAACUAUUUUUGCCAACUCCGCGACGGUCCUAUAUUUUGCUCGUUUUACAAUUGGCUUGGCUACUGGCAGUUUUUGUGUUGUUGCUCCCAUGUAUAUAUCGGAAAUUGCUGAAAGUAGUAUAAGAGGCACAUUGGGUACUCUGUUCCAGCUGACACUGUCCAUUGGAAUUCUAUUGGUUUACAUUAUUGGUGCUAUGGUCACAUGGACAACAUUAAGUGUUCUGUGUCUUUUGGUACCGGUGGCUUUGUUCAUUGGAAUGUUGUUCUUGCCAGAGACACCAACAUAUCUAUUGAAGAAGGGUCGCCGUGGUGACGCCGCUCUCUCAUUGAAAUGGCUUUGGGGUCGUUAUUGUGAUUCACGCACAGCCAUCCAACAGAUACAAAGUGAAUUGGAUCAAGCCGGCGGAAAUGCUUCAUUCUCCGAUGUCUUCCGUAUACGGGCGGCUCGCAAUGGUUUAAUUAUUUCCAUGCUCUUGAUGUUCUUCCAACAAUUCUCCGGAGUGAAUGCUGUCAUUUUCUACACCGUGCCAAUUUUCAAAUCUGCCGGCAGUACAUUGGAUCCUUCGAUAUGUUCCAUCAUUGUGGGCUUUGUACAAGUUGUGAUGACAUUCACCUCUUCGCUGAUGAUUGAGAAAGCUGGACGCAAGUCACUGCUGAUAUUUAGUAGUACCAUCAUGACGAUUUGUUUGGCAAUUUUGGGUGCCUAUUUCGAUAUGAAAGACGAUGGCAAAGACGUCUCCUCCAUUGGAUGGCUACCUUUGCUGUGUGUGGUAUUGUAUAUGAUUACAUUUUCAGUGGGCUAUGGUCCCAUACCCUGGCUGAUGAUGGGUGAACUUUUUCUGCCCGAUGUCAAGGCUACGGCAGUGGCCUUGACGGUAAUGUCAAAUUGGUUUUCGGUAUUUUUGGUAACGAAGACAUUCGGUUCCAUGAUCACAGCCUGGGGUUCGGAUAUGACAUUUUGGUUCUUUGCCUUUUGUAUGUUUGUGGCCACAAUGUAUGUGGCCUUUAUGGUGCUGGAGACAAAGGGCAAGAGUUCAUCACAAAUUCAAUCAUGGUUGGAUAAUAAAUAAGGGAGUGUUGGAAACUGUGAAAAAUUGGGGUUAUUGUUAUUUUUUUAAUAUUUUAGAGAUUAGUUGUAAAUGAAAAAGAAUUUAUUUUUUUAUAAUGUUAUUUUUUGUUAGAGAUUUUAUUCUGUAGCUUGUAAAUAAACAGCUCGAUGCCAAAAAAGAACAUGUAUAUGUUAUGAUUUGAGAAAUUUGAAAAUUGUAAUUAUAUAAAAUAUGUUAAAGAUUAUAUAUAUUUAAUUUAUUUACGUAAAUAGUUGUAGAUAUGUGAGGGUGGAGGGUUCUAUUCAUGAAGAUGGGCAUAUAUGUCGUAACAUACUUGGAUUUUUAUACAAACGCAGUAAUGAAAAAUUUUGAAGCUAUUUUUGAAAAUUUUCUAAAAGAAUUUUUUUGAGAGUACGAAGAAGAUGAUCAAAAGCAUUUUAAAAUUUUAUUAAAGUAAAAACGCGGAAUACGAACGAAGAAAAAAUGGUACUUUCUUUGUGUACCUCUCCUUUUUCCCCGAAACUAUAUUUUUCUUUUACACAAUUUAAAAAAAAAUAUUUGAUUAUUGAUAUUCUUACUGUUAUGGAAACAAUUGGGCGCCAAUCUUCAUAACCCUCCAUCCUCAUUAGUUUUUGUUUUAUUUUUUUAGUUGUAGUACGAAUAUUAGAAAAUUGAAUAUGAGACACAAGGAAACUUUUUGGUUAAAAUAAAUACAUCUCGAAUGGUUCUGCUUGUUUUAUCGGCUCAGGGAUUUUUCUCUUUUCCUUAACUGAAUUCUCACGCAUCCAAACCGCAUAGAAAAUGUUUCCUUGUGGACUCAUUUCAUAGAGUAGUUAUUAAUGUAAUUAUUGUUAUUAUUUUUAUUUUUUUUUGUUUGUUUUAUUAAUUUUAAGUUAUUUAUUUUAUACAGGGUGUCCCAAAAGACAUGAAUGAAAAUAAAAUAAAUGAUAAAUAAAUAACCAAUUGGCGUUAAACUUGAA